Molecule: messenger RNA, 3037 nt
Organism: Peromyscus eremicus (cactus mouse)
Lineage: Eukaryota; Metazoa; Chordata; Mammalia; Rodentia; Cricetidae
Gene: Tox
Product: thymocyte selection associated high mobility group box
Exons: 10
Coding region: 119-1699 (526 amino acids)
Biological process (GO): regulation of transcription by RNA polymerase II; leukocyte differentiation
Cellular component (GO): nucleus
Molecular function (GO): chromatin DNA binding
Source: RefSeq, a predicted model, not a curated record
CGUGAAGUUACCUGCCCGGCAGCGGCGGGGCCGAGAGCGCUGGGGCCCAGCGGACCAGGCAGGCUGCGCGCUCGGCGUGGACGGGAAAAGAAAAGGAGUUGCUUGAUGUGAGAGUGAAAUGGACGUAAGAUUUUAUCCACCUCCAGCCCAGCCCGCUGCUGCUCCCGCCGCUCCCUGUCUGGGACCUUCUCCCUGCCUGGACCCCUACUAUUGCAACAAGUUUGACGGUGAGAACAUGUAUAUGAGCAUGACAGAGCCGAGCCAGGACUAUGUGCCAGCCAGCCAGUCCUACCCUGGCCCAAGUCUGGAAAGUGAAGACUUUAACAUUCCACCCAUCACACCUCCUUCCCUCCCUGACCACUCUCUGGUGCACCUGAAUGAGGUGGAGUCUGGGUAUCACUCUCUGUGUCACCCCAUGAACCACAAUGGCCUGCUCCCGUUCCAUCCACAAAACAUGGACCUGCCAGAGAUCACCGUGUCCAACAUGCUGAGCCAGGAUGGCACACUGCUCUCCAACUCCAUCUCUGUGAUGCAAGAUAUCGGGACUACCGAAGGAGCUCAGUAUGGCUCCCAUCCUCAGAUGGCAGCCAUGAGGCCGAGAGGCCAGCCCCCAGACAUCAGACAGCAGGCAAGCCUGAUGCAGCACGGUCAGCUGACCACCAUCAACCAGUCCCAGCUGAGUGCACAGUUGGGUUUGAACAUGGGAGGCAGCAACGUUCCCCACAACUCCCCUUCUCCCCCUGGGAGCAAGUCAGCAACGCCUUCGCCUUCCAGCUCAGUGCAUGAAGAUGAAGGUGAUGACACCACCAAGAUCAAUGGUGGAGAGAAGCGGCCUGCCUCUGAUAUGGGAAAAAAACCAAAAACUCCCAAAAAAAAGAAGAAGAAGGACCCUAAUGAACCCCAGAAGCCUGUGUCUGCCUAUGCUUUGUUUUUCCGUGAUACUCAGGCAGCCAUCAAGGGCCAAAAUCCAAAUGCUACUUUCGGUGAAGUCUCUAAGAUUGUCGCUUCAAUGUGGGAUGGCCUUGGAGAAGAGCAGAAACAGGUCUAUAAGAAGAAAACUGAGGCUGCAAAGAAGGAGUACCUGAAGCAACUAGCAGCAUACAGAGCCAGCCUCGUAUCCAAGAGCUACAGUGAUCCUGUUGAUGUGAAGACAUCUCAGCCACCCCAGCUGGUCAGCUCCAAGCCGUCAGUGUUCCAUGGGCCCAGCCAGGCCCACUCAGCUCUGUACCUAAGCUCUCACUAUCACCAACAACCAGGAAUGAAUCCUCACCUCACCGCCAUACACCCAAGCCUCCCCAGAAACAUAGCACCCAAGCCGAAUAACCAAAUGCCAGUGACUGUCUCCAUAGCCAACAUGGCUGUGUCCCCACCACCGCCCCUCCAGAUCAGCCCACCUCUUCACCAGCAUCUCAGCAUGCAGCAGCAUCAGCCGCUUGCCAUGCAGCAGCCACUUGGGAGCCAGCUUCCCAUGCAGGUCCAGUCUGCCUUACAUUCGCCCACCAUGCAGCAAGGAUUUACUCUUCAACCCGACUAUCAGACUAUUAUCAACCCUACAUCUACAGCCGCACAAGUUGUCACCCAAGCGAUGGAGUAUGUGCGUUCUGGGUGCAGAAACCCUCCCCCACAGCCGGUGGACUGGAAUAACGACUACUGCAGUAGUGGGGGCAUGCAGAGGGACAAAGCACUGUACCUCACCUGAAAAAUCUCAGCACGUCUCAUUUCCACUGAGGAAUUCAGGGAAGUCUUUUCAUCAUGGAUUGCUUUGUGCGCUCAAGGCAAUUCUUCAUUUUAUUAGAAAAUACAAGUUGCUAAGCACUUAGGACCAUGUGAGCUUGUGGGUCACCCACUCUGGAAGAAAUAGUCAUGCUUCGUUAUUAUUUUUUUAAUCUUUUAUGGACAUUGUUCCUCUUCCCUGAAGGAAGUAUGGACCGUUCUGAUUUCUGUUGGUUUUGCUGUGAAGUACUGCGCUCUAGUAACUGCCUUAGCAACGGUAGAUGUCUGGGGUAAUGGUCCUGGGUUUUCAUUGGUUUUCAUAAUGGGUGUUUAUAUGAAACUACUAAAGACUUUUUAAAUGGCUUGAUGUAGCAGUCAUAGCAAGUUUGUAAAUAGCAUCUAUGUUACACUCUCCUAGAGUAUAAAAUGUGAAUGUUUUUGUAGCUACAUUGUAACUUGAAACUGGCUUACCCCAGUUUGUUUAUUUCACAGAGGGGUUAAAUUGGCAAACAUUCAUAUUUUUACUUCAUUUUUAAAAACAACUAAUAGUUCUAUAUUUUCAAAAUACUUGAAAAAAUAUUCCCAAAUGAUUUUAAUUUAAAAAACAAAUUGGCUUUGUCUUAUUGAUCAGACAAGAAGAACCUAGUGUGGAGGAGGGAAGCUCAAACACAUUUAUUUUGUAUUGCAAAAAAAAAAAAAAAAAAGAAAGAAAGAAAAAAUCCUUUUUUGUAUCACUUUUGUGUAACGUUAGUAAAUGUCAUCUAUCUAAGUCCUUUUAUGUGUAAAGCUGCCAAAUGCUCACCCGGCAUCUUAGCUGCAGAACCAGGUUGGAAAGCGCUGAACGAUCAUCUUUAUGGCUCUGUAUUAUUGUUCCCUCAUACCGUGUCUGUAUUUAAUCUUUUUUUAUGGAACUUGUUGCGCCUAUUUAUGAAAUAAUAAAUAUAGGUGUUUGUAAGUAAUUUGUUAGUAUUUGAAAGAGGUUUCAUUGCUGUUUUAAUUUUUGCUGGCAAAAAAAAAAAAACCCAUGCUUGGUGUGAAUACUUAUUAUUUAGUUCUUACAGUGACAUGAAUAAAACCAAAUCUGCUUUUCAUUUAGUAGCAAAUUAGAGUAAUGAAUCUGUAUUUCUGCAUAUCUUUUGUUGACAUAAAUGAAAUACAAUUUUAAUUAGCAACCUUCUUUCCUUGUACAAUACAACAGAAAAACGCCCCAAAAGUCUCACAUACUCCAUGCCUAAACAAAUGCCAGUACACCCUCUUCUUAAAAUGAGUUGUUUCUCACUUCUCAAUUCCAAAACAUGCUUUCCCCAUUAAAAAAAAAAAGAAA